This is a messenger RNA of Pocillopora damicornis (cauliflower coral), 1783 nucleotides long. RefSeq names its product galactosylceramide sulfotransferase. Gene Ontology annotation, biological process: glycolipid biosynthetic process. Gene Ontology annotation, cellular component: membrane. The record is from RefSeq and is a predicted model, not a curated record. Lineage: Eukaryota; Metazoa; Cnidaria; Anthozoa; Scleractinia; Pocilloporidae. Gene Ontology annotation, molecular function: galactosylceramide sulfotransferase activity.
GUGACUAGCUUCAAUGGAUCUUUUUGUUUAGUCGCUGCUCUCAGAUAGACGUGGCAGAUAAAAGUACUGCUUCUUAACAAAUGCACCAACGAUCUAUGAUCUAAGAAUCUUUUGGUCCUCAAGGGAGAAUACUAAGUUUAUUCAUAACUGGAGGACAAUUUGAAUGGCGAUAAUUGUGAAAUGGCAUCAAGCGCCUCCAUCUUCUCCGAUCUUUUCAAGGAAGCUUUUUGUGGCAACUGUCGUUCUUAUCAUCUUCAUCGUUUACGUGUCCAACUUGGGAAAGAUGAUGAGCGUGACAAAUGACGAUGACAAAGAGUACAUAGAGUACAUAACAGGAAUGGGAAAAACAGAAAAAUUCAGUACCACGCCAAACACCUGUCAACCAAAAGAACACGUGCUUUUCUUGAAAACCCACAAGACAGGCAGCAGUACAAUCACAAACAUACUCAACAGAUAUGGAGACUUUCACAACUUGACUUUCGCUCUUCCCCAAGAUGGUUUCUUUAAUUUCUUCUGGCCUCUGUCGUUCGAAAGUACUUUUAUAGCGGAUCUUAAAGGUAAAAGACCGAAUAUUUUCUCCAAUCACGCGAGAUGGAACAGGAAAUCGAUGACUGAGCUGAUGAGACCGAAUGCAGUUCUUAUUACCAUCCUUCGAAAUCCUGUCUCGCAGUUGGAAUCAACGUUUUCUUACAUGGAAUUUGCUCAGUUGCUUAGAAUCAAAGAUUCAAAAAAUUCCUUAGCGACUUUUUUUGUCGAUCCUAUCAAUACCUUGGCAAAACUCUCAGAUCUUUCAGAAUCUGGAUCUGUCUUUCCAUAUCUAAACUUGCUGAAAAAUGGACAAUUUUUUGACUUGGGAUUGGAAAAAGAGCAAUAUUUUACCGAUGAAAAGAUAAAAGAGGCGUUAAAUGAAAUCGAUGGAAGUUUUCACCUCGUCCUCCUGAUGGAGUAUUUUGACGAGUCACUCAUUUUACUCGCCCGAGAGCUCUGUUGGGAUAUUCGAGAUGUUGUGUAUUUUAGGCUCAACCAACGGAAAUCCUCCGACGCUAAUACAAACCUUUCCGAAGAACUUGUGCAGAAGAUUCGGCGGUGGAACAGAGCUGAUGUAUUACUUUAUAAUUAUUUUAACAGAACGUUUUGGAACAAAAUUGAAAAGCUCGGGAAUAUGUUUUGGAUUGACGUUCAUCGCUUGAGAAAUUACAACAAGAUGUUGGAGGAAGAGUGUUUACUCCCUGGGGAACAUUUUGGAAAGGCGUACGCCAAGCAGUCGAAGUUUAUCCAGGGGUACGCUUUGAAGGAGAAUAUCACUCCUCAAUUGAGGCUUCUUUGUGAAAAAAUGAUAACCAAUGAGAUUGACUAUAUGGAAUAUUUAAGAAAAAAAGCAUUAAAUUAGAACUUACUGCAGCUGAUCACGAUGCGUUCCCUAUUUUUCUUAUAUCUGGGUAGCAUUGAAAAAGAGUCCGGUAAAGAAAAGUACUGACAUUUUAUUAUUUGAACAUACGACUAAAUAGGGUCGUUAUUUCGUACCCACAGUCGUUUCUUGCCCAGUCGUAUCUAACCCAGCUGGUUACGAUUCGUAUGCAGGUACGGUGGGGGAGUAUAACAAGGUGAUUUGGUUUUAUCAACUGAGUUAAUAAUGUUAAUCAGCCACCGUAAAUAGCUUUAAGCUGAUGUUUCAAGCGAUUCAUAUCCAGUCAGUUGAAUCGCUUGGUAUCCAUUAAGUAUUUUACAGCAAGAUUAGGUUAGACUAAAUGAAUAAACGAAAAUAAAUGAAUUUAUAAUUUCA